Molecule: messenger RNA, 1321 nt
Organism: Acyrthosiphon pisum (pea aphid)
Lineage: Eukaryota; Metazoa; Arthropoda; Insecta; Hemiptera; Aphididae
Gene: Phgdp
Product: phosphoglycerate dehydrogenase
Molecular function (GO): NAD binding; phosphoglycerate dehydrogenase activity
Source: RefSeq, marked provisional
AAUUGAAAUUACUCGUUCGUCAAAAAUUGCCGUCUGCAAUGGUUGGAACCACCCGCCGCUCGCGUCUUUCAAAACCAGUUCAACCACUUUAUGUUCACUCUCGUGACUGAGACAACAGUGAACACUGAACAGUAUAUUCGAUAGACGGUAGUACAAGGUACGACACUCUUGUCUCAAACACUCAUCUGUAAACACUAAUCAUGUCUAGUCCACGUGUGUCCAUAAAAAAGGUACUCAUCAGCGAUGCUUGUGAUCCUGCUUGUGCUACACUUCUUGAACAAAAUGGUAUUGAAGUUCAAUCAAAAUACAAAUUGCCAACUGAUGCUCUCAUAGCAGAGUUAAAGGCUGGACUGUAUGAUGGAUUAGUUGUUCGUUCAGAUACAAAAGUAACUAAGGCAGUAAUUGAAGCUGGAGCCCAGUAUGGCCUUAAAGUUAUUGGGAGAGCUGGAACAGGUGUUGACAAUAUUGAUUUAGACUCUGCAACUAAUGCAGGAAUAUUAGUCCUUAAUACACCUGGUGGAAACUCAAACAGUGCUUGUGAACUGACAUGCUCAUUAAUAUUGUCUUUGGCUCGAAAUGUACCUCAAGGAUGUCAAUCUUUAAAAGAAGGAAGAUGGGACAGAAAGCUCUACAUGGGGACUGAAAUCAAAGAGAAGACUAUUGGUAUACUUGGUUUAGGUAGAAUUGGUCGUGAAGUGGCUUAUAGAAUGCAAGCAUUUGGUAUGAAGACGGUAGGAUACGAUCCAUUUAUCAACAAAGAAGCUGCAGCAAAAUUUGGAGUGGAAUUACUAACUUUAGAACAGAUUUGGCCUAUUGCUGAUUAUAUUACUAUACACACACCUUUGAUUGAACAAACAAGAAAUCUAAUCAAUGAUGAUGUAUUCAAUAAAUGUAAAAAAGGAGUGAAGAUUAUUAAUGUAGCAAGAGGUGGUAUUGUGGAUGAAGCUGCACUUCUAAGAGCUUUGAAUACUGAAAAGUGUGGUGGUGCCGGAUUGGAUGUUUUGACAGAAGAACCACCCAAAAGUUCUGAACUUAAAACUCUCAUUUCACAUCCAAAAGUUAUUGCCACUCCUCAUUUGGGAGCUUCCACUCUUGAGGCACAAGUAAAAGUUGCUGAAGAAGUUGCACAACAAUUUGUUGCAUUAACUAAUCCAAGCAGUAAUUAUUCCUUAAGCGGAUUGGUCAAUAAAUUAAAAAAUGGAGCAUAAUGAGAUUUUUAAUGUUAACACUGUUAUUAUUGUAACAACUAAUUUAAUUAUUAUAACUAUGAAACCAUAGUUGUUUUAUUAUACCUACAAUGUUUACAUUAAAUCUACUAUCA